This is a messenger RNA of Lacerta agilis (Sand lizard), 5370 nucleotides long. RefSeq names its product NIMA related kinase 1 (gene NEK1). The coding region runs from base 185 to 4027 and encodes 1280 amino acids. The transcript has 35 exons. NCBI's taxonomy places the organism in Eukaryota, Metazoa, Chordata, Lepidosauria, Squamata, Lacertidae. The record is from RefSeq and is a predicted model, not a curated record. Gene Ontology annotation, biological process: protein phosphorylation. Gene Ontology annotation, molecular function: protein kinase activity; ATP binding.
CAGGCGCUGACGGCGCUCCCUCUGUGGUGCAUCCGAACCUUCAGGGCCCCGGCUUCGCCCAAUGGCAGGGCGGGGGUUUGAUGUCGCCGUCCUAUAGCAACGCGAAAGGGGUGGGAGCGGAGCUCGGGUUCGGUUGGAGCUGCUGGAAAAAGGCCCAUACAUAAGGAUGCCUUAGAAAAGUACCAUGGACAAAUAUAUUAAGGUGCAAAAGAUUGGUGAAGGAUCUUUUGGGAAAGCAAUUCUGGUUAAAGCAAAGGAAAAUGGCAAACAGUAUGUUAUUAAGGAGAUCAAUAUAUCCAAGAUGUCGAAUAAAGAGAGAGAAGAAUCAAGGAGAGAAGUUGCAGUAUUGGCAAACAUGAAACAUCCAAAUAUUGUGCUAUACAGAGAAUCAUUUGAAGAAGGUGGCUGUCUUUACAUAGUGAUGGACUAUUGUGAAGGAGGAGACCUGUUUAAAAAAAUUAAUACACAGAAAGGUGUCUUAUUUUCAGAAGACCAGAUCAUGGAUUGGUUUGUACAGAUCUGCUUAGCACUGAAACAUGUGCAUGACAGAAAAAUUUUGCAUCGAGACAUAAAGUCACAGAAUAUAUUUUUAACCAAAGAUGGAACAAUACAGUUGGGGGACUUUGGAAUAGCUCGAGUUCUUAAUAGUACAGUGGAACUUGCUCGAACUUGCAUAGGAACGCCGUAUUACUUGUCGCCAGAAAUCUGUGAGAAUAAGCCUUACAACAAUAAAAGUGACAUAUGGGCUCUUGGUUGUGUUCUCUAUGAAAUGUGCACACUGAAACAUGCAUUUGAAGCUGGAAAUAUGAAAAAUCUGGUACUCAAGAUAAUUUCUGGAUCAUUUCCUCCUGUUUCUGUGCAUUAUUCUCAUGACCUCCGGAGUCUGAUUUCACAGUUAUUUAAACGAAAUCCUAGGGAUAGGCCGUCAGUCAACUCCAUAUUGGAGAAAAUUUUUAUAGCUAAGCGUAUUGAAAAAUUUCUAACACCCCAGCUUAUCGCAGAAGAAUUUAGCCAUAAAGUAUUUCAGAAGUUUGGACCUCAUGCUGGACCAGCAAAGAGACCAGCUCAAGGACAAAACUUGGCCUCUGCUGCACCAGCUCAAAAAAUCACAAAACCUGCUGCUAAAUAUGGAGUGCCUUUAAUGCUUAAGAAGUCUGAGGAUGCAGCUAAAAAGCCCUAUGAGAAGCCUUCAAUUAAAUGCCGACAGGCCCCUCCACCUCCAGUGAAGAAAGGGAAAGCAGUAGAAGAAAGGAGGAAAAUGUUUGAGGAAGCUGCUAAAAAGAAAAGACACGACAUGUUUGAGAAGGACAAAAGACAGCGUGAACAGAUCAGUUUCCUCAAGGCUGAGCAGAUGAGAAGACUUGAGAAGGAAAGGAUGGAAAGAAUAAACAGAGCCAGGGAGCAAGGAUGGAGGAAUGUGCUCAGUGCAGGUGGAAGUGGUGAAAUCAAGGCUCCGUUUUUUGGAGGUGGAGGAGCUAUUGUGCCUUUACCUGUGCCUGGUCGAGGACAAUAUGAACACUAUCAUGCUAUUUUUGAUCAGAUGCAGCAACAAAAGGAAAAUAUUAAAGUAACAGAGGGAAGAGAUGCUGAAUUGAGAGAGAAACAUGUUCCAGAACCUAUUGAAAGAGGACCACCUGGAAUUCAUGCAGGAGUUCCUAAUGGGCCUGCAGUUCAUCAUCAUUCACCUGAUGCUGAUGCAAUUAGGAAAAGAAUGAAAAGAUUGGAGGAGGUGUCUAGACAAGCCAAUGCAAACAGGCAAAAAGGAUGGGUAGCUGCAGAAAGAGCUAAACAAGUUGAGGAAUUCUGGCAACGGAAGAGAGAAGCCAUGCAAAACAAAGCUCGUGCUGAAGGACAUAUGGGCACCCUGCAAAACCUGACAGCUAUCUAUGGAGGCAGGCCCAUUUCUUCAAGAGGAAGGAAAGCCAGAAACAAGGAGGAAGAGGAAUACUUGGCAAGACUAAGGCAAAUUAGACUUCAAAACUUCAAUGAACGCCAGCAAAUUAAAGCUAAACUUCGUGGAGAAAAGAAUGAAGCUUGUGGUUCUCCUGUACAUGAAAUAGAUGAAGAAGCAGAGCUAAGGCGUAAGAAAAUUGAAGCGCUGAAGGCACAAGCAAAUGCCCGGGCUGCAGUCCUGAAAGAACAGCUAGAACGGAAGAGAAAAGAAGCAUACGAAAGGGAGAGGAGAGCUUGGGAAGAACAUCUGGUAGCCAAAGGGAUAAAGAACCCCAUGGGAGCUGCAGAAUUAAGUCCAACACAUGGCAAGCAAGAAGGUGGAGGUUCCCCUACCAGGCUGUUGAAGCCCAUUUCACCACAAAUCAUCUCCAUGACAUCCGCUUUGAAGGAAGUGGGUGCGGAUGAAAAUGCGUCGGUCAUCCAGGAAGCCUCAAUAGAAGCAAAACCUGAUGUUGCUUUUCAAAACAAGCGAAACAUACUCCGAAGACUGAAUGAAAACCUUAAAGCACAGGUAGAGGAAAAUGAGCCUAAAGACAUCUGUGAGGUAGCUCCGCCUGAUGAGAAGAACCAGCAUCAAGAGGAAAAUCAUCCGCUUCCACCUGAUCGUAAGAAAUGGGAAGCUGGGGCUCAACUUGUGGUUCCUCUAGCACAAUUAACAAUGGAAGCAUCUUUCACUGGUACAGAGGCACAGACAUUGGGAGAGGUUAUUAAGCUAGACGCUGCUGAACCCCAACGAAAAGUCUGGGGCAAAAGCCCCACUGAUUCAGUGUUGAAGAUACUUGGAGAGGCUGAGUUACAACUUCAGACUGAUCUGCUAGAUGACCUAAGUAUUACCAACGAAGUUUCAAAGGAAGCAUUAACAGUGAGAGACAACAGUGAAAUGAAAGCAGAAACUCAUGCCAGAGAGGAAUCGUCGACUGAAGUUGAAAAUACUGAAAAGGCAACACAAGAAAGCACUCAAGCAUCUGAAUCUACCCAGCUGACAGCCAGGCCUGAUCUGAUAAACGAGCCUGAAGACUUGGAAUCAGAAUUGUUGGAAGAAACCAAAGAAGAUAAAUGCAAAGCAAAUGUAUUCCCUGUCAUUGCUGAUGUGUGGGUUAAAGAAAGAGCAGAAGCAAAGGAAAUUGUGUCAGAAGAUCCUACUGAUAGUAGUCAAUAUGACAACGAAGAUCCUGCAGAAGAUGGGCUACUAAAAAAAAUGCCACUCCAUGAUGAAGCUUCCGUAGAUACCCAUGAUUCCAUGCAACCUGAACCCUUUUUUCAGAAAGUGGUACAGCAUCAAGCAAGAUUAACAGCUUUUCCUGUUCUGUCGGCACAGUCUUCCCUUGAUGAUUCCCUUCCAACAAGGUCACGCUCUGUAUCGCCAGAAAAAACAAAAGGCAAAAAUUCAUUGUUGAUAGGGCUUUCUACUGGUCUCUUUGAUGCAAACAACCCAAAGCUGCUGAGAACCUGUUCGCUCCCAGAUCUUUCCAAGCUAUAUAGAACACUAGUUGAUGUUCCCAGUGUUGCUGAUGUUCAAAAUCAACACAGUCUCGAAAUAGAUGACAUGGAGGAUGAGCCCAUCAAAGGAGAACAAUCUGAUUCUGAAGACAUUAUGUUUGGGGAGGCAGAUCCAGAUUUGCAGGAGCUUCAGGCUUCAAUGGAGCAAUUACUUAGAGAGGAGCCCAGCGAUGAAUUCAGUGAAGAGGAAGAAGCAACGUUAAAAGCUGAAUGCCUAGCAAAUGGUACAGAAGGGGAUGAGGUUGACAACAAUAUCAGCAGCCAAAGUGUGCUUAAUGAAGAAUGGCAUUCAGACAACAGUGAUGGUGAUAAUGCCAGCGAAUGUGAAGAGUAUGACAGCGUGUUCAGUCACUUGGAAGAGCUGAGAUACAACCUGGAGCAAGAAAUAGGCUUUGAGAAAUUCAUAGAGGUUUAUGACAAAAUAAAGGCUAUACAUGAAGAUGAAGAUGAGAACAUUGAUAUUUGCUCAACGAUCGUUCAUAAUAUUUUAGGAAAUGAACACAAAUACCUAUAUGCCAAAAUUCUUCAUUUAGUAAUGGCAGAUGGUGCUUAUCAGGAAGACAAUGAUGAGUAAAACGCCCUGGUGACAUUCUCAGCUGCAUGUAGGUGUGUGGAUUUUGUUGAGUAGAAUAAUGAGACACAAUGAAAAAAUAAUAGUUUAGUGGGGCAGGUUUAUAAUCUUGUUGAUUGCACGGAGACGGAAAAAAACAUGACACUUCACUGAAAGGCUGUUUAUAGAUUUCUUUUGACAUAUAGCUUCAUUCCUUCAACAGAUAACUGAAAAGGCUACAUUUCAUUUAAAAUGAGUAGCAAAGAAUAGAAAGGCUGACUCAGAAACAAUUUAGCGUUUGAGAGAUUAUCAUGUAUGAAUAAGCCUAUGUUGUAUUAGGCGAUACUGUUUGUUUAAAUCUAAGCUGUUAAAAAGUACAGUUCAAACCACGACCUUUUAAAGCUCAUGCCCACCAUUUGGGGAGGGGGGGGAAUCCUGUUUGGUACUAAUGAAAUUUUCAGAGACUUCACUUUCUGUUCAAGAGUUUAUAAUUUCUCUGUAAUGGCCCCUCAGGUCUUAAACACACAUAAUAUGAAAGUGAGCCUCAUUGAGAACAAUGGUGCAUUUCUAUAUGGAGUGGUUUAAGAUCAGGGUAUUGAGUAUUUCACCUAAUGUGUUUGUGGAGGAGUGUGUGUGUGUGUGUGUGUGUGUGUGUAUAGAGGGGGGGAAUGAAUACUCUUUGGAAAUAUCAGUAUUUUUAUCAGGGUCAGUUUAUUAUUUUCCCUCCAAUCAAAGCAAAUAGUGCAUCAUUUUUUAAGACUUCAUUUUAUUUCUGUCAAGUGGCUUAAGGAACGAGUUUGCAGCUGGAGGGAGAUUCUGCAAUUUUCUCCUAUAAAUAAAAGCAGCUUCAAUAUGAUGGGGUUUUUUCUCUGUAGUACUAUGUACUGGACUAUGCCUGCUGCUCAUUUUUGGUCUGUAAUUAGGACCAUCCUAGCAGUGGCUGAGAUGAAAGUUGCUACAAAUGUUUUGCUGGUGGUGUUUUGCAAACAAGCUAUGUAUCUUGCAUCCGGAUCUUCCAGAGGAAACAAGUUAAAUUUUACUUUAUGUGUUUGUUCUCUUUCCCUUCUUUCCUCCCUCCCUCUCUCCCAUGGAGGAAGGGGCACUUUAUGGGGGAGAAAACAAAUUCCUGUGAGAUGAUGACUUAAAAUAUUUUUAGUGUGCAACAGGUAAUAUCAGCGAGUGAGCUGACUCAGCUGUAAUGCUUAACAGCUAGUUUUUCUGUUGAAAAAGUAGCUCUAUGUCCCCUGGGUACAAUGCCAGGUGGAAUGUAUGUAUGUAUGUAAACUCACCGUGAUUCUAACACUACAUUUAAAAGUUGUUUUAUUUCUAACCACAUUAAAUAAAUGCUUGACCUUUUUGUAUGAUUA